This is a messenger RNA of Aspergillus ibericus CBS 121593, 1413 nucleotides long. Its product is annotated as D-3-phosphoglycerate dehydrogenase. NCBI's taxonomy places the organism in Eukaryota, Fungi, Ascomycota, Eurotiomycetes, Eurotiales, Aspergillaceae. Bases 1 to 1413 code for a protein of 470 amino acids. Gene Ontology annotation, molecular function: NAD binding; oxidoreductase activity, acting on the CH-OH group of donors, NAD or NADP as acceptor. The record is from RefSeq and is a predicted model, not a curated record. The transcript is spliced from 7 exons.
AUGGCUACAUCUGCAAGGGACAUAAAGCCCCAUCAAGAUGCCUCUCAGAGCUUGAACUUCUCCACCUCUCCCACUACUUCUUUUCAGUCUGCGCCCUCCAGUCACGGAGGAUCAGUGUUGGGAAGCCGCACAAUCCCUCUAGCCAAUGCGAAACACUUGAAGCCCUUCGCCACGGAGGAUAUCAAGGUCCUGCUUCUGGAAAACGUUAAUCAAACCGGCAGGGACAUUCUCACCAAACAGGGUUAUCAGGUGGAAUUCCUCAAAUCUUCUCUCCCAGAAGAUCAGCUCAUUGAAAAAAUUCGGGAUGUACAUGUGAUCGGAAUCCGUUCGAAGACAAAGCUGAGUGCUCGUGUCUUGAAGGAAGCCCGCAACCUCAUUGUCAUUGGUUGUUUCUGCAUCGGAACCAACCAGGUUGACUUACAAUAUGCAGCCGAUCAUGGUAUUGCAGUUUUCAACUCGCCGUUUAGCAAUUCUCGGAGUGUUGCCGAGUUGGUUAUAGCUGAAAUCAUCGCCCUUGCCCGUCAAUUGGGUGAUCGUUCCAAUGAGAUGCACAACGGAACGUGGAACAAAGUCAGCAACAAGUGUUGGGAAAUUCGCGGAAAGACCCUUGGUAUAAUCGGUUAUGGCCAUAUUGGCGCUCAAUUGUCGGUUCUAGCAGAGGCCAUGGGUAUGUCAGUUAUCUUCUACGAUGUUGUUAACCUUAUGGCUUUGGGUACUGCUCGCCAAGUGCCGACCCUCGAAGGUCUUUUGUCCGAGGCAGACUUCAUCACAUGCCAUGUUCCUGAGCUUCCAGAAACACGGAAUAUGAUAGGACAACGCCAAUUCGAACAAAUGAAGACUGGUAGUUAUUUGAUUAACGCCAGCCGAGGGAGUGUUGUAGAUAUCCCUGCUCUAAUCCACGCUAUGCGGUCUGGCAAGGUUGCCGGUGCUGCGCUUGAUGUCUACCCCAAUGAGCCUGCUGGCAAUGGUGAUUAUUUCAAUGAAGGCCUCAAUGAGUGGGCGACAGAUUUAAGGAAUCUUAAGAAUUUGAUUCUCACUCCGCAUAUUGGUGGUAGCACAGAGGAGGCGCAGCGUGCAAUUGGAAUUGAGGUUGCGGAGGCCUUAGUGAGAUAUGUUAAUGAAGGCACAACACUGGGGGCUGUUAACAUCCCGGAGGUUGCUCUGCGGUCCUUGACAAUGGAUGAGCCCAACCAUGCCCGGGUCAUCUUUAUUCAUCAAAAUGUUCCGGGUGUACUACGGAAAGUGAACGAAAUCCUUGGCGAUCACAAUGUCGACAAGCAAAUGACUGAUAGCAGAGGUGAUGUGGCCUACCUAAUGGCUGAUAUCAGCAACGUCGACAAUACGACAAUCAAGGAUUUAUAUGAGAGGCUUGAGAGCCUCGGAUCUCGAAUCAUGACCCGCAUCUUGUACUAA